CGCGGCCUGAGGGAGCGGCCGGCUGCCGCGCGGGGCUCGCCUCGCCCGCGGCGGGGUCCAUGGCCUGAGCGGCCAUGUCCGGCGUGGUGCGGACCCUCAGCCGCUGCCUGCUGCCGGCCGAGGCCGGCGGGGCCCGCGAGCGCAGGGCAGGCGGCGGCGGCGGGGCCCGCGACGCGGAGCGCGAGGCGCGGCGGCGCAGCCGGGACAUCGACGCGGGGCUGGCCCGCGAGCGGCGCGCCGUGCGGCGCCUCGUCAAGAUCCUGCUGCUGGGCGCGGGCGAGAGCGGCAAGUCCACCUUCCUCAAGCAGAUGCGCAUCAUCCACGGCCGCGAGUUCGACCAGAAGGCGCUGCUCGAGUUCCGCGACACCAUCUUCGACAACAUCCUCAAGGGCUCACGGGUUCUUGUCGAUGCACGAGACAAGCUUGGCAUUCCAUGGCAGUAUUCGGAGAAUGAGAAGCACGGCAUGUUCCUCCUGGCCUUCGAGAACAAGGCGGGGCUGCCCGUGGAGCCUGCCACCUUCCAGCUGUACGUCCCGGCGCUCAGCGCUCUCUGGAGGGACUCCGGCAUCAGGGAGGCUUUCAGCCGGAGGAGCGAGUUCCAGCUGGGUGAAUCGGUGAAGUACUUUCUGGAUAACUUGGACCGGAUUGGCCAGCUGAAUUACUUUCCUAGCAAGCAGGACAUUCUGCUGGCACGGAAAGCCACCAAGGGCAUUGUGGAACAUGACUUCGUUAUUAAAAAAAUCCCUUUUAAGAUGGUGGACGUGGGCGGCCAGCGGUCCCAGCGCCAGAAGUGGUUCCAGUGCUUCGACGGGAUCACAUCGAUCCUGUUCAUGGUGUCCUCCAGCGAGUUCGACCAGGUGCUCAUGGAGGACAGGCGCACCAACCGGCUGGUGGAGUCCAUGAACAUCUUCGAGACCAUAGUCAACAACAAGCUGUUCUUCAACGUCUCCAUCAUCCUCUUCCUCAACAAGAUGGACCUCCUGGUGGAGAAGGUCAAGACCGUGAGCAUCAAGAAGCACUUCCCAGACUUCAAGGGCGACCCGCACCGACUGGAGGACGUGCAGCGCUUCCUGGUGCAGGGCUUCGACCGCAAGAGACGGAACCGCAGCCGGCCGCUCUUCCACCACUUCACCACCGCCAUCGACACGGAGAACAUCCGCUUCGUGUUCCACGCUGUGAAGGACACCAUCCUGCAGGAGAACCUGAAGGACAUCAUGCUGCAGUGAGAGGACACCCCUCUCCGCCGCCCGCAGCACCCUCGGCGGCCGCUGUCCCAGCUCCCUGGGCCCGCAGGGCGCUUCUCAGACCCGUGCCACCGGCACCGGGCUCAGGAGUGCCACCGCACUGGCCACGCCGGCCACACGGGCCACGCCGCCGCACUCCAGGCCCGGGGACGCGGACACUCGGACGUUAGCUACUGAACCCGGGGCGUAGUCAAACUACUGAGAAUCCAAGGGGUCACUUUGGUAUUAACACGUAAUACCUAGUAACACAGCUUUCUCUCUCUUUACAGAAACUAUUCCUUCUUUGACACCGUUUAAUCGAGGACUGUGUGUGCGCGGCGGCUGUGCACACGUGCCCGCACACACACCGGUAACGACAACACGAACAGCUGGCCUUGCAGGUGGCUUUUCCCUCUAAUGUGCAAGUCUUCCGCGAGACAGACGAGCCCGGGUGCUUGGCCUGAUGGUGGUUUGCGGGAGAGCAGGUGUCUCCGUGCCCCUCCCAGAGCACAUGCGUUGCCUUGUAGAACCUGGUGCCAGUUCUGAGAGACCCUGGUCCAGGCCCCUGAGAUGCGGCCAGGGGCCCCCAGCUUUAGAGGGUGGGCGUGGGCUUGCCUUAAUGCCCCACGGCCUGUGUGCCGGCAGGGGGCGUGCCUGUUACACGCACCCGCCCAUCCUCCCCCUGGCCUCACAGGGGUCUGCGAGGUGGAAGGUGCUAGAGCGCUUCCUCUUCCUCUGAGGCUUCUGAACACUGGCAGGAUUCCUAGCAGACCUCGGUAAGUGCCACAGUUGACCUUUCCAAAAGCCCAGACUCUCCGAGUUUCUGCAGACUGCCGCCACCCCGAUGCCUUCGGACAGCUGGUCCCCACUCAGCUGUGCUUGAGAUCUUGAUUCUUACCAUGGUCUCUGUUCUAUCCGUGUACACACGUCACCAGCAAACACCACUGGACGUAGCUCUCGUCCGGGAGAAGCUGCCCGAGCCCAUGAGUGUGGGCAUGGGCAGACACUUGGCCCCUUAGCUCUGUGCAGGUCUCUCCCUGGCUUCAGGACACUGUAUCCCAUGCUGGUCCCGCCAUGUGUCCCUCUCCUGGGAUGGUCUGUCCUCUGUGCUGGGACUGCUUCCGCUAACCGGCACUGGCCCAUUACUGUGGCCAAGUAACAGCUGUGAGGCCCCCAUCCCCGGGCACCCUCUUCCCCGUCCUGUGUCCCGGUCGCAUCUCCCUCCUGGCUCCUUUCCAGCAAGCAAGGGAAACACGAGUCUUGGGGCAGAUGCUGACCCAUCUGGGGUCAGGGAGAGGGAGCACAACCUUCUCCUGAGUCAUCCUUGUUAUCAGUGUUCUUAAUGAGGGAACAAUGUGAGAGCCUUUCUCUCUCGGUGCUCAAGGCUUUGUGUCCGUGGAUGUUGGCGUUUUGGUUCCCUUGGCUGGGAAGGAACAGUGCUGUCCUGUUGUGCUUCACAGACUGACGGAUGUGAGCCAGGCUCCGGGCCCAUGACUGUGGCUUAAAGGAAAAGGAGCACUCUUGGCAGGCUCCCUCAGGGAGGGCUGGGGUCCCUCCAGCCCGGUCCCCAGCGUGGUGCACCCUCCUUGCCGGUCUCUGUCGGUGCCUCACCAGCUGCCGCUGGCCACGCUGCCCCACCGGCCGUGUGCGCCAUGCUCCGGCCCCUUGAGCCCACAGUGGACACGCACAAGCAGGAGGGGCUGGGGGCGUGCGCUGAGCUGCAUGGAGAGUGGGGUGGGCGCUGCGCCCUGGGUCCCUGGUGCUUGCGGGGGCAGUCUCGGAAGGCCCCAGCUCGAAGUUCUGGGGUUCGUUGGAAUUGGGGAAGGAAACUAUUUGCAAGGCUCGGCUAAAACCAUUCACAGCUUUCCCACACAUAGACUGUAGUUGUUUUUGUCUCCAAAACCUUCGGCUUUUGUAUUUUUUUUUUAUUUUAACUUCACUGUUAUCUUUGAUUAUUGUCUUUUUUAUUGAGUUGUUGGAGAAGCAGGAGAUAGUCGUGCCUCAUCUAUUAUUGCAAAAAUGUAACAAUAAACUUCCUCAAAAUAA
Neogale vison (American mink) is the source of this 3269-nucleotide messenger RNA. RefSeq names its product G protein subunit alpha 12 (gene GNA12). Gene Ontology annotation, molecular function: G-protein beta/gamma-subunit complex binding; GTPase activity; D5 dopamine receptor binding. Bases 75 to 1226 code for a protein of 383 amino acids. The transcript is spliced from 4 exons. Gene Ontology annotation, cellular component: brush border membrane; heterotrimeric G-protein complex. The record is from RefSeq and is a predicted model, not a curated record. Gene Ontology annotation, biological process: adenylate cyclase-modulating G protein-coupled receptor signaling pathway; Rho protein signal transduction. Lineage: Eukaryota; Metazoa; Chordata; Mammalia; Carnivora; Mustelidae.